This is a messenger RNA of Morchella importuna, 1323 nucleotides long. RefSeq lists its product as uncharacterized. The record is from RefSeq and is a predicted model, not a curated record. The transcript has 3 exons. Bases 1 to 1323 code for a protein of 440 amino acids. Lineage: Eukaryota; Fungi; Ascomycota; Pezizomycetes; Pezizales; Morchellaceae.
AUGACGAACUCUUUAAUACUCCCAGUAUUCCUACUUUUCUCUUCUAUUGCUAGCCCUGUAUUUGCCCAAUAUUCUGGAGGCUAUGAUAUCAUUGAGAUAUGCAAACAAACACCCGAAACUACCGCCUGGGGUGAAUACCUAGAAAACAAUCCAGAUAUAUACAAUCAAUACUACGCCGAUUUACGAGAUAAGAGCAUCUUCAUACCGUCAAACCAAGCUCUAAAAAAGUUCGCCAGCCAGAAAAACUACACCAUUCAAGAGCGCUCAAAUGCCUUUGUGGAUCAGAGUCUCUUUGUUGGAGAUAUGGUGGACCCAUCAAAAUACAUAAACACAUUAGGGGAUAGAAAGACAUCAACAGCACGUCAGAACAGGAGAGCUGACACAGCGAGCAAUGGAGAAGGCGAGGCGAUAACACUUCGAACGGCAGCGAAGGGCAUCAACCUAAGGAAUAUCUUCAUCGGCAUGAUCUUUGGCGACUCUUCGGAAGACUCGAAGCGGUUGAAAGAGCGUUCGUUUGAGCAUGCCCCGGAUCCAGCACCGCCUGGAAUUACGAUUUCUACUGGACUCGGGAAGAAAUCGCAUGUUUUGUUUGGAAGUCUGAAGGCUCUGCAGGGCAUACUCUGGGUCAUUGAUAGUGUUUUUGAGUUUCCCGAAUUAGUUUCAGAUUCACUUAAACACAUGGAUGAAGUCGCCGACUUUGGCUCUGCGGUGGAAUCAAAUGGUCUGACGGAAAAGUAUGAUACCGCAGACCAAAUCACCAUGUUCGUACCGAUCGACGGGUCAUAUAACAGCUCCUGCUCCUGCUCCAUAACCGCAGCAGCUGUUGAGGCCCAUGUCGUGUAUGGCGCUGCUCUAUACAACUCUAUACUCCUAGAUGGAACAGAAUUCCAGACAUGCCAGGGCAAAAAGUUGAAGAUCACUGUCCAGGAUGGGGAGAAGUAUGUCAAUGGCGUGAGGAUUGUUCUGAGUGAUGCGAUUACUCUGAAUGGUGUUAUCCAUACGAUUGAGAGGCCCUUGGUUGAUUCAGACUAUGAUGAAUAUGAGGGUACGACAACGACUGAAGCAACGCCUAUAGCCACCGAGUACCAGACCUACUAUGAGCCAUCAACGACUGUAGUCGAAGUCCAAGUCACUAGUACACCACAGGUCACUAGUACACCAGUUACCACCGGCGUCCCUGCUGCCAGUACCACUACACCAUUGGCAGGCACAAAUGCCACCGCUACCCCCGUGCAAUUCCUGGGAUCAGCUUCAAUGCUGGGGAUGGACAUGAGGGUCACUUUGGGUACAGUUGUGUUUGCAUUGGCGGUGUUUAUGUUUUAA